Molecule: messenger RNA, 1368 nt
Organism: Anopheles cruzii
Lineage: Eukaryota; Metazoa; Arthropoda; Insecta; Diptera; Culicidae
Product: myc protein-like
Exons: 4
Biological process (GO): regulation of transcription by RNA polymerase II
Molecular function (GO): DNA-binding transcription factor activity, RNA polymerase II-specific; RNA polymerase II cis-regulatory region sequence-specific DNA binding; protein dimerization activity
Source: RefSeq, a predicted model, not a curated record
UGCCAGGUUACGCUAGUACCGAGAGAGGCAAUAGAAGAAAGAAAACGGUAAAAGUCUAAGUAUUCAUAAAUCGGGACAGAUUCAUAAAUAUUAACAACAGGCCGAACAGGGAAAUAUGGAGACUUCCGACGGAGAGUUCCCGGCAACCAGCAGUGCGACGACUGAAACGACGGUGUUUGAGCAAGCGUUUUUGGAGAAUGACGAUGCUCAGGAUCUCGAAUUGCUGGUCGAUACAGCACCCGCUGACUCGCCAACUGGUACCAGCCAUUCGGAUGCAGUAGCAGGGGAAUGCUCCGGGCAGCAGCAAGGGAAUUCGUCAUCGGACUCGGACAGUGACAGUGACAGUAGCGUCGGCCAACGUCGAGAUGCCGAUGGAACUACGACGCCUUCCAAGAAAGUGGAGUCGCACAAACUCGAUCAUAGCUAUUCCCUACCGCCACUUGAUAUGAACGACCUCGGCGUGCAGACACCUUCCGAUUAGGAGGAAGAAAUCGAUGUCGUGUCAGUCGGUGACAAGAACUUGCCGACGAAUCCCACAGCUCGCGAUCGGCGCGCUCUCCAGUCAACGGUGGCCAGCAAGAUUCGCAAGCAGCAAGCAGAGGCAUCGUCACGCCACGCGGCGUCCGGUUCGGCGCAGUACGGCGGAAGCUGCUUACAUCGCCAACAGCACAAUCGUGUCGACGAUGAUCGCUACGUUAGUGGUUCGCAUUCGCUGAACGCUAGCGGUGGAGGUGGCGUCAACCUGAUGCUCAGUAUCUAUCCGACUCCCGCCGGUUCAACGACGAUUUCCGGUGCGAAUACUCCACUGCUGACCGGCAGCGGCUGCUCGAGUGUUGCUUCAUCUCCACCACCGGUUCCAUCGUCCGGUCGCAAACGGUCUGGUAUUACUAGUAGUAGCAGUGUGAGAAGCAGCAACAGUAAACACCAUCGCGGCAGUUCAUCAUCCGUGAAACGGUCGCGCCGGCAAGGGAAGAAAUCCGCAUCGUCAACCAGUACCAGUAGAGCAGCAGACCCGCACUGCGACGUUACCCCACAAGAGCCGGAUUCGGCGGAAAAACGUAACCUACAUAACAACAUGGAACGCCAGCGCCGAAUCGGCUUGAAGAACCUGUUCGAGGAGCUGAAACGUCAGAUACCAAGUCUGCGGGACAAAGAUCGUGCCCCGAAAGUGAACAUACUGCGCGAGGCGGCCCUCCUUUGCACACGUCUCAACGAUGAAACAGAAGAGUUAAUGGAAUUGCGCCAGCGACAGAAGAAGUUGUACGAACGUGUCCGACAUCUCCGCUCCUCGAUUCAUAGUCAGCGACAUCAAGCGGUCGAAUAAGUAAGGAAUGAGCAGCAGCAGCAGCAGCAGCAGCAGCAGCAGCA